Molecule: messenger RNA, 951 nt
Organism: Rotaria sp. Silwood1
Lineage: Eukaryota; Metazoa; Rotifera; Eurotatoria; Philodinida; Philodinidae
Source: the annotation of a GenBank genome assembly
AUGUCAACUGUAACAACAAAAAGACUAGACUUAUUAUUUACUAGCAAAACAUUAAUUAUUUUUUCACUUGUUAUAUCUAUAUUUAGUCUAUAUUAUUUUGUUAUAAAAAGUAAAACAUCAUCAUCAACAAUCAAUUUUCUUGUUUCAUCAUUACCAUCAUUGUCAUCAAGAGAGCUUAAUUCUAAUCCAUGUCAAUUAUCUAUGAAAGAAUCUGAUGAUUGGUUUUGUGAAUUAGAUUCCGAUUGGAAACGUCGAAAAAUGCUCCAUCAUAUACAAAAUAAACGUAAUCGGAUAUCAGAUAUGCGUCCAUUAUUUUUUCAAAAUAAUUGGGAACCAACCAUACAAUGUGAAUUUGAACGACGAGUUGGUAAUAUUGGUGAUGGUGGAAAAUGGGUUUGUGAUAUACAUCGUUUUGGACCUAUGAAUACUACAAAUCUACUGGUUUAUUCAUUGGGUUCGAAUGGUGAUUUUAGUUUUGAACGUGCAAUUAAAGAACUAUUUCGAAAUGCAGAAAUUCAUACAUUUGAUAUGGGACUAUUUAAAUGUCCUGAAAAUGUUUGUACAUUUCAUCAGGUUCGUUUAGGUAGUGGCAAAAAUGAUAGUUCAAAAUCUUUACAAAUGGUUAUGAAUGAACUUGGUCAUCAAAAUCGACAGAUUAAUAUACUUAAAGUUGAUAUUGAAGGUAGUGAAUUUAAUUUUUUUGAAGAACUAUUUCAGUCUUCAAAUAAUAAUCAAAGUGAUUUACCUUAUAUUCGUCAAAUUCUUUUUGAAAUUCAUCUUGGUGCUGAUAGAAGUGAAGCACCAUGUCGACGUGCACAUAAGUUAUUUGAAUUAUUUCGUUCUUAUAAUUAUGCAAUAUUUCAUAAGGAAGCAAAUUUAUAUGAUGCACAAAAUGUUUUUGAAUAUGCAAUGUUACGUUUAAAUCCAUCAUUCUUUAUAUCACCAUUAUGA